This is a messenger RNA of Bursaphelenchus okinawaensis, 1950 nucleotides long. The record is from the annotation of a GenBank genome assembly. Lineage: Eukaryota; Metazoa; Nematoda; Chromadorea; Rhabditida; Aphelenchoididae.
AUGAGUUCAACGCAUUCCGACGACAAAAAGGCUGAAGCAGUCCCGCCCAAUCAGCAAAUCACGGCACGACAGGUAAAGAAGCUUUGAUUUUACCAUCGGAAAAGAGUGGUAUUUGAUUAAGAUUUGGAAUUUUCAAAUGAAUUUAGAUUUUUUGAUAAUAUUAUCAACCUGGUGUAACUAGUUCACUUUUAAAUUUAAAUAAUAUGUUAUAAUUCUUGAAAACGUUAUAAUAAUAUUUAUAUUGUUAAACUUACUCUGUUUUUCCUUGCCCUAUAUUUGCGUCAACAAGGCGAUCAAGCCCUACUUGCUGUCAUUUAGAGUAACAUUUCGUAAUAUUAUCAUAGGUUCAGUAGCCCAAACUGAAAAAAAAUCCAAAAAAUAUAAGCCUAAAGCCAAUUCGCUGACUACCCAGCUUAUAAAAUCAGAAUCCUUGUCUACAUCUUCACCGUCAGACAGUCUCAGCCACAAUUCCAUCGAACUCUAGCGGUUUAAAAUCAAUUUGCAAAUGUGAUUUCGCUGUAAAUACAAACGUUUUUGUGCGUCUAACACGUCUUGUGUGUUGAGGCAUGGUGAAUUUUGUCAAAUUGGUUUAGAGACUUUUACUGUUUACUUUGGUCCAUCUUGUCUUAACAACAACUUUAUCAACAAACAGUAAAUCAAGUUGUACAUGUUGGAGUAGAUAGGACAGUAAUGUACAUGUUAUGGUAGAUAGGGCUUUUAGAUGCAUAUCUUGUAUAUUUUAACGUCAUUUUUUACAGUUUUUAUUGAUUAUCUUCAUGUGCACAUGCAUGUGUAACAGUUAAGUUCAUCUUUUUUUUAAUUGUUUUCUAAUUAUUUGGUUUCUUAGAACUGUUUUUCUAAAGAUUCUGAUGUCAUUCUUUUUUAAACUUCCUCUUUAAUGUACUUUUAAACCAUAACAGGCUUGAUCAUUACAGUUUAAACUUUCAAAACCUUAAAAAUCAAAUUUUAGUUUUAAAGUUAAAAUUUUUUAAUUCAGGGUCAACUCCGAUCAGAUCUAGCAAAUCCAGAAGCCUCGUACAGACGACGCGUUCAGAAACGCCGCGACGGUAUUCUGAUGUCGUACUGGGAGCCAGAACCCCUAACUCGUGAUACGUUCGAAGAAAAAGGACGAAAGGAUUCAACUUCAUCGUUAGAAGACCCAACGAGGAAAGUAUCUGCCUUUGGUCGGAUCAAACGAAGCCUACAACAACAAGCUCACGCGUUCUUGGCCAAAGAUGAUCUCGACGUUCUUGAUGAACGUACCAAUCAAAUGAUGACUCCGGCCAAAGAUCGGUACUGGUUUUGAUGCUUUAUUAGGAUUUUUUACUUAAAAAUUUUAAAAUUUUGGAUAUAAAUUUAUUUUUGAACUAAAAGCAUGCUUUAGAUUUGUAUAUUUGAAAAUUUUAUGUCCUCUGGGCUUUUCUAUUGUAAACAUUAAAAUUUAAAUUUCAGACGAAAAAAAUUUGGUCCAAAAGAAGCCGGAGACACUGUAGCAGCCGUGGUCGAUGAAGAUUCCGUUGUUUUUGAUGCUGAAAAAGCAGAUAAACAUAGGUCAAGAUCAAAAAAGCAUCAAAGAGAGUAUGGCACAUUCACAGAACGGCUACGAGACAAAUGGCAGAGCAUGAGCGAUGUUAGAGGUAUGUUUUUGUUAUUGUCAUACUUUUAGGUACAGCACUAAAAUUGAGUUUAUAAUGAGUCUUCUGGUGCCAAAAAAGUUUUGUCGCCAAUUUAUAUUAGUUUAGAAUGUCUAAAGCGACAAGACUUUUCGAAUUUUACAAAUUAAAACUAGAAGUUAUAAGCAAUAGUGCAUUAUUAGAUUGUUAAAAUAAUUCUGUGCCCUCUUUUAAAAAAAUUUUGGUUUUAGGCGGCACGGAAUUAACUGAACACCCUAAUGUUUCUUAAGCUUUAAAAAUUUUAGAAAUCGAAUUUAUUUGGCCGCCAAACACCUAG